Messenger RNA from Solanum lycopersicum (tomato), 3376 nucleotides. RefSeq names its product ribonuclease J. The record is from RefSeq and is a predicted model, not a curated record. NCBI's taxonomy places the organism in Eukaryota, Viridiplantae, Streptophyta, Magnoliopsida, Solanales, Solanaceae.
AGAUAUUUUUACGGUCACAUUGUCUUUCAGCAAACAAAAUCUUCUUCUUUCCCCUUUAUCUCUCGCUCUGCUAAAUACACUACACUCUCCAUUUCCCGCUCCUCCUCCUCCUUAAACCCUCAGCAGUUGCCGGAGCAAUAAGCUCUUGAAUUCCUCCACAUAUUUCUCUGUUACCUGUAAACAGCCACUCCGAUACCUUCAACAGUAGUUGGGAGUAACCAGUGCCGGAGCAUUCAUACAAAUGGCCGCCGCUUUCAGUGCUAUUUCACUCUGUCCGUACAAACUAUGUCAUCAGCUAAACCCUAGAAAACAUUUUAUUUCUUGCUAUACUCCAUCUACUUCUUCUAUAGGCAUACGUGGAUCAAAAGGUCCUCGUAAAAGACCCGAUAAAUUGGAGGGUGCUGGAAGAAGCAUUGAUGAUUCUGUCCAACGAAGGAUGGAACAAUUCUAUGAAGGGUCUGAUGGCCCACCUCUACGUGUUCUUCCUAUUGGUGGCCUGGGAGAAAUUGGGAUGAAUUGCAUGCUUGUUGGAAAUUAUGAUCGUUAUAUUCUUAUUGAUGCUGGAAUAAUGUUCCCAGGCUAUGAUGAGCCUGGUGUCCAGAAGAUUAUUCCUGAUACAACAUUUAUUAAGAAAUGGAGCCACAAAAUUGAAGCAGUUAUUAUAACCCAUGGACAUGAAGACCACAUUGGUGCACUGCCGUGGGUAAUUCCUGCUCUGGAUUCUCAUACACCGAUUUUUGCAUCGUCGUUUACAAUGGAGCUAAUUAAGAAGCGACUGAAGGAGUUUGGGAUAUUUGUUCCAUCUAGGCUUAAGGUAUUUAAAACAAGAAGGAAAUUUACAGCUGGUCCCUUUGAGGUAGAACCUAUAACGGUUACCCAUUCUAUUCCAGAUUGUAGUGGAAUAGUAUUACGUUGUUCUGAUGGUACCAUCCUCCAUACAGGUGACUGGAAGAUAGACGAGUCACCACUCGAUGGGAAGGUUUUUGACCGCGAGGCCCUUGAGGAACUUUCAAAAGAAGGUGUUACUUUGAUGAUGAGUGAUUCAACAAAUGUCCUUUCCCCUGGAAGGACACUCAGUGAAACUGUAGUUGCAGAUUCGUUGCUGAGGCGCAUUUCAGCUGCCAAAGGAAGGGUUAUCACUACCCAGUUUGCAUCUAACAUUCAUCGUCUUGGCAGUGUGAAAGCUGCAGCUGACUUGACCGGCAGAAAGCUGGUAUUUGUUGGCAUGUCUUUGAGGACAUAUCUUGACGCUGCAUGGAAAGAUGGGAAGGCACCAAUCGACCCAUCAACUCUGGUAAAGGUGGAAGAUAUUGACGCUUAUGCCCCAAAAGAUUUGCUGAUUGUGACAACAGGUUCUCAAGCAGAACCACGUGCUGCGUUGAAUCUUGCUUCAUAUGGAAGUAGUCACUCACUCAAAUUAAACAAAGAAGAUCUAGUUUUAUAUUCAGCCAAGGUGAUUCCUGGUAAUGAUACCCGGGUGAUGCAAAUGUUGAACCGUAUAUCAGAUAUUGGAUCAACUAUAGUGAUGGGAAAGAAUGAGCUGCUCCAUACAUCCGGCCAUGCUCAUCGCGAAGAGCUGGAAGAAGUUCUAAGGAUUGUGAAGCCGCAACAUUUUCUUCCGGUCCAUGGCGAGCUCUUAUUCCUUAAAGAGCAUGAAUUAUUGGGGAAAUCAACUGGAAUUCGGCAUACAGCUGUUAUCAAGAACGGAGAGAUGCUUGGAAUCUCCCAUUUGAGGAACAGAAAAGUUCUAUCCAAUGGUUUCAUUUCCUUAGGAAAGGAGAAGUUGCAGUUGAUGUAUAGUGAUGGUGACAAAGCCUUUGGUACAGCUGCUGAACUUUGUAUCGAUGAGAGACUUAGAAUUGCUUCGGAUGGUAUUAUAGUGGUCAGUAUGGAAAUAAUGCGUCCUCAAUCCACAGAUGGUAUGACAGAGAAAGCUUUGAAGGGAAAAAUAAGAAUAACCACACGCUGCUUGUGGCUUGACAAAGGGAAACUUCUGGAUGCGCUCCAUAAAGCUGCACAUGCUUCACUUUCAAGCUGUCCAUUGAACUGCCCUUUGUCCCACAUGGAAAGAACCGUGUCUGAAGUUCUUAGGAAAUUGGUCAGGAAAUACAGUAGUAAAAGACCUGAGGUUAUUGCCGUUGCCUUUGAGAAUCCUGCAGGAGUUCUGGCUGAUGAAAUCAAUGGAAAACUUUCUGGAAAAUCACAUGUAGGUUUUGGAAUUUCAGCACUUAGAAAUGUAUUGGAUGAAGAUCAGAAAAGAAGACAGGCAAGUGGGGCACGUGCAGAAGGAGGUAAUGGCAAUGGCUAUCCAGUUGAUGAUGCAGUUGAGCAAGUGAAAGGUGAUGAUAUGGAUAUUGAGAGACUUAUGCAUGAUGGAGCAACUACUUCAAGUGCAAACUCACUGGAUGAAUAUUCUACCGCUGAGGAGGAAUCAGAAUCGUCCAGAAAAGAGAGCGUUCAAGUUGAUUCUGGCUUUCCACAAUCUAUGAUGAAAUCUUCCAAGCCUUUGAAGAGAAACAGAUGGAAACAUGAUGAGAUAAAGAAAUUGAUUAUGUUGCGCGGGGAACUCCACAGCAAGUUCCAAGUUGUUCGUGGACGAAUGGCACUAUGGGAAGAGAUAUCUUCAAAUUUACUUUCUAUUGGAGUCGAUCGAAGUCCUGGACAGUGUAAAUCUCUCUGGGCUUCUUUGGUUCAAAAGUAUGAGGAAAACAAGAGUGACGAGAAAAGACAGGAUAAAUGGCCUUACUAUGAGGAGAUGAGAAAAAUCUUGUCUGAUUUGGAGGCAACGGCCCAUAAAUGAACUGGACAUGUGUACUUGCAGGUAGUGUAUGUGGAAGCAAUUCUUCAUUGGGGGGAUUCAUGAGUUUGGAUACUGAUAUUUAUCCAAAAAUACUAACGCGCCCCUUAAAAUUCAAGAAGCCGGAUCAAAACUUCACCAUUUGUCCUGGUGGAUUAGCUGUUGCGCAAGCUUUUCAGAUGAAGCCAAAGGCAGGGAAGGAUUUAAAAAUUUAUUAAGGGUCCUUAUAAGCCCGGGGAAGGACUGGUAAAUUGUGCAAUGGUUUGCUAGUGAUUUUAGAGGUUGGAAGGUUUAUCAUGCUGGUAAUAAUUUCCAAGUGGAUACGAACAGUUGAAAGUGAUUCUAAAGUAGUCUGAAAUUUUGAUGGUAAGAGUUGGCAUAUUGAUUUGGGUUACUUGUAGGUUAGUAGACACUAUUAUUGAUUAUGUAUUGCAUGUUGUACCAAUUAUAGCAUUGAAUGCCUUGAUGAUGGGAUGUAGGAAUAUAGACGAUUAUUAUUUUUAGAUAUAUUCCUCCAAAUUACCUUUAAUUAUUUCUUGGUACAGUGAAAUUUUAUCUUACUCGUAAGGUUUCAUUGCA